UUGAGAUAACUCGAGCUAAACAUAUUCAAGGUACUUGAAUCUUCCAAUAGCAUAUUCUCGGCAGUCCACUGAGGUUAUUCCAAACACAAUCAAGCCUGCAUUUUCUAUUCCAUUGAUCACGUCUCCCACUAACUCUCACUGUUCUUGAUUCUUCUCCGGCCAUGGCACGGUGGUUGCCACCUCUUGCUCAUCUGAACCUAAUAACCAUCUUGUCUUGUACCCUUUACUCUCUUCUCUUCAAUUCAAUCCCCACCGCUGGAUUUCACCAUGAUCAGCAGCAGCACAGCACCGCCAUUAGGCUCAAACCAUGGCAGCUAGCAACUACGUUCAAGAUUGCUCUGUUUGCUGACUUACACUUCGGAGAAGAUGGUUGGACUGACUGGGGACCUCAACAAGACAUUAAUUCUAUCAAAGUCAUGUCCACUGUGCUUGAUCAUGAAUCUCCAGAUUUUGUAGUGUAUCUCGGAGAUGUAGUUACAGCCAACAAUAUCCCAAUUGCAAAUGCUAGUUUGUACUGGGAUGAAGCCACCUCUCCUACAAGAGCUAGAGGUAUACCCUGGGCUAGUGUUUUCGGGAACCACGAUGAUGCGCGGUUUGAUUGGCCGGUGGAGUGGUUUUCAUCCCCUGGAAUUCCUCCUGUUCAUUGCCAUGCUGCUACUAAUUCGUCGCAUUCAGAAUCCUGCAGCUUCCGGGGCACGAAUCGGAUAGAGCUGAUGAAAAAUGAGAUUAAGCAUAAUAACUUAUCAUUUUCGAGAAAAGGUCCUGAAGAUUUAUGGCCAAGUGUUUCCAACUACGCCAUCCAAGUUGCAUCCUCCAGUGAUCCUAAAGAAAAAGUUAUGAUCAUGUAUUUCCUAGAUUCUGGUGGUGGUUCUUAUCCAGAAGUUAUAUCAAAUGCCCAAGCAGAAUGGUUCCGGCUCAAAUCUCGAGAGAUCAAUCCCGAUUCAAGGGUUCCUGAAAUUGUCUUUUGGCAUAUACCAAGCAAAGCAUAUCAGAAAGUGGCUCCUUGGUUUUUCAUAUACAAGCCUUGCGUUGGCUCUAUUAACUUGGAACGCGUCGCUGCUCAAGAAGAGGAAUUUGGUAUCAUGGACAUUCUUGUUAAAAGACCUUCUGUCAAGGCAGUUUUUGUAGGACAUAACCAUGGAUUAGACUGGUGCUGCCCUUAUAGUAAGCUGUGGCUGUGCUUUGCUAGGCAUACUGGAUAUGGUGGCUAUGGAAAUUGGGACAGAGGAGCUAGAAUUGUGGAGAUGACUGAGCAACCAUUUUCUAUCAAGUCAUGGAUAAGGAUGGAAGAUGGUAAUGUACACAGUGAAGUUCUCUUGAGUUCUUGACAUGUUUUUCUUUAAUAAUUGAACUCUAAAGUGCAAAUAGCUCAAUUAGUCGAAAAAGAAGUCGAGUCAAUUGGCGGUCUUGACAUGUACAUACGGGGCCGUUCAGCUUCGGUUUAUGUGGGUUAUAAGCUUUGGAUGAGAAGGUAUUUAUAGUUCAAAAUAUCACGUCUAUUAAAUGGUUGAUGAGCA
Mercurialis annua (annual mercury) is the source of this 1517-nucleotide messenger RNA. Its product is annotated as probable inactive purple acid phosphatase 16. The record is from RefSeq and is a predicted model, not a curated record. Gene Ontology annotation, molecular function: hydrolase activity, acting on ester bonds. Gene Ontology annotation, cellular component: cytoplasm. The transcript has 5 exons. Lineage: Eukaryota; Viridiplantae; Streptophyta; Magnoliopsida; Malpighiales; Euphorbiaceae. The coding region runs from base 162 to 1328 and encodes 388 amino acids.